AUGUCAAUCACAAGGAUUGGUGUUUGUACAAUGAACUAAUUUGCGAUGGAUUUUAAUUACAACCUCCAAAAUAUAAUUGAAAGCAUCGAGAUAUGUAAGAGAAAACAAUGCCUAUACCGAGUGGGUCCUGAAUUAGAAGUUUGUGGUUAUAUGUGUGAGGAUCAUUUCUUGGAGUCAGAUACUGUUACUCAUUGCUGGGAAGCUUUAUCAGAGAUAUUGCUUCACACAGAUAAUAUUGUGUGUGAUAUUGGAAUGCCUGUAAUUCAUAAAAGUGUGUUCUAUAAUUGUAGAGUGAUCCUUUUAAAUAAGAAAAUUCACUUAAUAAGACCAAAGAUAUACUUGGCGGAUGAUGGCAAUUACAGGGAGUCAAGGUAUUUUACACCUUGGAGUAAAGAAAUUGAGGAAUUAGAACUACCGACUUUCAUUUAAAAGAUAACAGGAUAAAAAUGUGUACCCAUUGGAGUCGCAAUAUUAUAAACUCUAGAUACAGAAAUAGGAAUAGAAGUUUGUGAAGAGAUGUGGACUCCAAUUCCAACAAGUGCAAGUUAAGCACUUGAUGGAGCUGAAAUUAUUUUAAAUUCUAGUGGUUCUCAUUUUUAGAUUGGAAAGAUAAAGGAGAGAACAGAAUUAUUCAAAGAUAUCACAAAAAGGAAUGGUGCUUGUUAUGCAUUUUGUAAUUUAAGAGGUUGUGAUGGCAAUAGACUAUAUUUUGAUGGUUGUUCUUGCAUAGUAUUGAAUGGAAAAGUGUUUGCAAAAAGUGAUGCUUUUUCACUUAAAGAUGUCGAAGUUACUACAUGUGAUAUUGAUUUAUAAGAGAUAAGAAACAUUAGAAUAAACAUUAAAAGUAGAUCUUUGAUGGCUUCAAAAUAAAAGCAUUUCCCUAGAAUCAAAUUACACAUUAAUCUGACCUAAUAAUAAAACUACGUAUAUUAUAGAGACAUCCCCAUUCAAUAUGAGUCUGAAGUAGAAGAUUCUAUGGCAUGCUACUUAUGGGAUUAUUUAAGAAGAUCAGGAGCCUCAGGAUUCAUGCUUCCAUUAUCAGGAGGAGUUGAUAGUGCUGCAACAGCUAUUAGUGUAUUUUACAUGGCCAACAAAAUAUUUAAAACUAUAUCAACCAUUGACGAUGACUAUGGUAGUCAUCAUAAAGUGCUUAAUCAACUUCGAUAAAUAGUCUAGGAUGACUAAUUCAGUCCUAAAUCUCCAUAAGAAAUUGUCAAUAAAAUCUUUUUUACUGUUUAUUUGGGAACUCAAAAUUCGUCUCCUGAUUCCAAAUAUAGAUCAUAACUUUUAGCAGAGUAAAUAGGAAGUUAGCAUUAUGAAGUUAAUAUAGAUGAAAUUUGCAAUGCCUGUCUAAGUGCUAUCAAACCUAUAGUAAAAGAGGAUCCUUAAUUUAUUGCGAAUGGGGGCACAUUAUCAGAAGAUUUGGCAUUGUAAAAUAUUUAGGCAAGAUCAAGAAUGAUUAUCACUUAUUUAUUGGCUUAACUUACUCCUUGGAAUAAUGGAAAGUAAGGAUUCUUGAUAGUUUUGGGUUCAAGCAAUCUUGAUGAAUCCUUAAGAGGUUUCUUAACCAAAUAUGACUGUUCCAGUGCAGAUAUUAAUCCUAUUGGAAGUUUGAGCAAAAAUGACUUAAAAGAACUUUUAGACUUUUGUUACAAGACUUUUCAAUUUUCUGCCCUAAAGUUGAUUUUGGAAGCAAAGCCAUCUCCAGAGUUAAGACCAUUAACAGCUGAAGGACAUGUUUCUGAAAAAGAUAUGGAAUUAACUUUUGAUGAAUUAGAAACUUUUGCUAAGUUACGUAAAGUCCAAAAACUUGGCCCAGUCAGUUUAUAUAAAAAAUUAAGGUAUCUUUGGAGUGACAUUUCACCAAAACAAGUAGCAGAAAAAGUUAAAAAGUUUUUCAAAUUUUAUGCCAUUAAUAGACAUAAGGUUGUUAGUAUAACUGCAUCAUUUCAUGCAUAAUCAUAUUCUUGUGAUGAUAACCGCUUUGAUUUUCGUUAAUUCUUAUACAAUUGGAGAUGGCCAUGGCAAUUUUAAAAAAUUGAUGAAAAUUCUGAGUGA
Messenger RNA from Paramecium tetraurelia, 2058 nucleotides. RefSeq lists its product as uncharacterized. The transcript has 2 exons. NCBI's taxonomy places the organism in Eukaryota, Ciliophora, Oligohymenophorea, Peniculida, Parameciidae. The record is from RefSeq and is a predicted model, not a curated record. Gene Ontology annotation, cellular component: cytoplasm. Gene Ontology annotation, molecular function: ATP binding; glutaminase activity; NAD+ synthase (glutamine-hydrolyzing) activity. Gene Ontology annotation, biological process: NAD+ biosynthetic process.